AUGCAUUGGUCUCGAGACUGCACUCAUCGGAAGACAACCUGUCGGGAGUGCAACGGGAAGGGACAUCUAACGCGGAUGUGCCCUGAACGUGAAGUGGAGUCGGUCAACUCCAUCCUCAUCGCAGCAACGUCAGCAACGGCUCGAAAUCGGAUCUACACCGAUGUCAGCAUCAAGGGACAACCGGUUCGGAUGAUGUUGGACACUGGCUCGGACGUUACGCUGCUCAGUCAGAAGGAUUGGAUCCUUUUGGACAAACCGGAGAUGUCGCCGUCAACGCGAAGACUUCGGUCAGUCACCAACAAAUCAAUUUCAGUUCUCGGGCAAUUGAAAUGUGAUUUCGUGCUCAAUGGUCAGCCAGGAUCAGGGACAUGCCAGGUCACCAACACAGAGUCGAUCCUGGGCAUGGACUGGAUCAAACAGGAUCAGUCGCUCUACGGACGUUUGCUCAAGGGAUCCGUCAAUCCCGUCGCAGCGAAGCAGUCCGGAAAACGAGUUCCAAGUCGCCAGGCACCGUCGACCAAGCAGCAAGCAGGCCGGCAUCACGGAUCGAAGUCAAACUGGUUUGGCAUCGGAGAAGUGGUCAAGGUCAGGGACAAGCACGGAUCGUCGUCACCAACUGAACGCCAGUUGCUGUCGACAACGCCUUCGCACACCUACUCAACACCGAUGAUGCCAAACAUCGGCUCAUCGAGAAGAAACCGAAGCUCAACACCAAUUCACCGUCAAUCGUCACCAGUUGGAACGCCCAACGGGACGUCUGGACCAUUGUCAACGCCGUCAACGCCGUCAACGCCGUCAUCGCCGUCAUCGCCGUCUCGUCGUCAAAUGUCAGUGGGACCUGGAUCGUCACCUGGACCUGGAUCACCGUCUGGAAACGGAUUGGCCGCUGGAGUCGCUUCGCCUUCGGGAGUCGUCGCAUCUUCGGGAGCAGGAUUGUCAGCGGGUCAACCAGUGGUUCGCCGAGCGGAUCGCACAACGCGUGCUCCGUCGCGCCUCCGCCUGGAUCCCCGCCUUUCGUCCUACCAAUGA
This is a messenger RNA of Caenorhabditis sp. 36 PRJEB53466, 1029 nucleotides long. The record is from the annotation of a GenBank genome assembly. NCBI's taxonomy places the organism in Eukaryota, Metazoa, Nematoda, Chromadorea, Rhabditida, Rhabditidae.